AUGGAGGAAAAUCCUGUUGAGGAAGAUACAAAUGAAAUCAAUACGACGCUUCUUGAGCUUCAAGGCGCUUUCGCCGAGGCGCUGCGGAACGCCGGCGUGUUGGGGAAGUUGCGGGCACAACUCCGCGCCGCAGCCAUCAGCGUCAUUCGCGGCGAUCCGCAUCUUCGCACAGCUGCUGUAGGGAAAACGAUACUGCCAGGUGACCUCUUGCCGGAGGGCCGCGUGGCACUGUUGCUGAUUCAGGAUUUUGCACGCAUGCACGGGCUGCAGCAGACAUUGGGAGUCUUUGAGGAAGAGAGUAACCUAAGCCUUGUAGGUGAGUCGGAGAUGAACACGGCACGGCGGCUGCAGUGUUCGCAGAAGUCAUCUGCGUUGGAGCAGUUGAUUGCAGCCGCAAUGGCGCAUGCGUCACCGCGGAUGGAAGAGCAGCAGAUGACUAUGACGCCAGAGUCCAUGUUGCGGGCACCCACUAGGGUUGCUGCUACUUCUGGGGGCGAGGAAGAGAAGGGACACCUGGAAGCCAAACAGGAACAUGAAGAGGAACGGGGGCCAUGGGCAUUGCCGCAUCAUCCAGAGAUCGCUGCGGGGUUGAAGGAGUACGAAGACUCCGUGGACUAUAGCGUUGUGGACACCACUGAUCUGUCAUGCGCUGAUGAAAGCAUGUACGACAGCAUAGAUAAGUUUUAA
Molecule: messenger RNA, 687 nt
Organism: Trypanosoma rangeli
Lineage: Eukaryota; Euglenozoa; Kinetoplastea; Trypanosomatida; Trypanosomatidae
Exons: 1
Coding region: 1-687 (228 amino acids)
Source: RefSeq, a predicted model, not a curated record